AUGGAGUCCACUACUUCCAGCAUCCUUUCAGAUAUUAUUGGGGUUCAUCUCCCAGAGAUGGGAUCUAUAUAUUGCUUUGGAAAAUCACAGGCAGGUGCUGGGAUUCUCCGACCUUGUGAAAGACCUCUUGGAAAGGCGAGGAUAGUCAGAGCUCGGGAAAUCCUUGGGCAAUCUUUGACCUGUCUCCAACGAGAUGGCGACAGUUACAUCAAGGAAUUAGCAGAUCUGCUUAUUCACCACGGCCACGUAUAUGAUGCCAAAUCUACUAUGACUACCAUAUGGAAUGCCAAAGUGGAACAUCACCAGUCACAGCUGGGAGAUCCCAGUGAAUAUAUCUGCACGAGGUCACCGCAAGUCAACUCUUGCAGCGGAGCUCGCAGGAGUGAUGAUAUUGUCGAGGACCUCGAAUUCCAAGCCUCGUCUCGUGCGCCGACUAUUAUUUCAUCCAUUUCCAUAGUACAUGAGGAGGCCUCGAAUGUCAACCCAGAUCGUCGUGGUCCUUAUAUCGAAUAUGACCGGCUCACGGAAGAAGAAGCCGUUGAAGAGCCCAUGCAACUCCCAAUUUCAGAAGUUCCCAAUAUCGAGUGCCACAGUCUUGUUGGUAUUCGUGAGCGCGUGGAAUCCGAGUUUGAGGCGGUGACCGAACACACUACUAAUAGCUGCUUGUCGGGAUCUUCUACUAUUCUUGUCUGUAUCUGCAGUCUCCUCCAGAUCAAAGUGGACAAUACUCAGGUCCAUGAUGAUGCAGGCCAUGCAAGUAAACAAACUGUUGUUGAAUUCAAGUUCCAGAUGGAUCUUCUGUAUUCCCUUCGAGACCGGGUUGCAAUUAUGGCGCCUUGGUUGAUAAUGGUGGUGAUGCUUUUUGUGCAAUUGUCCUGUCUUCUGUUUUGA
This is a messenger RNA of Penicillium lagena, 891 nucleotides long. RefSeq lists its product as uncharacterized. The record is from RefSeq and is a predicted model, not a curated record. The transcript has a single exon. The coding region runs from base 1 to 891 and encodes 296 amino acids. NCBI's taxonomy places the organism in Eukaryota, Fungi, Ascomycota, Eurotiomycetes, Eurotiales, Aspergillaceae.